Microcebus murinus (gray mouse lemur) is the source of this 1146-nucleotide messenger RNA. It is a transcript of the gene KCNK18, whose product is annotated as potassium two pore domain channel subfamily K member 18. The record is from RefSeq and is a predicted model, not a curated record. Gene Ontology annotation, biological process: stabilization of membrane potential; potassium ion transmembrane transport. Gene Ontology annotation, molecular function: outward rectifier potassium channel activity; potassium ion leak channel activity. Lineage: Eukaryota; Metazoa; Chordata; Mammalia; Primates; Cheirogaleidae. Gene Ontology annotation, cellular component: plasma membrane.
AUGGAGGCUUCAGGCCAGGUCGGGAGGCGCUGCCCAGAGGCCCUGGGGAAGCUCUUCCCUGGCUUCUGCUUCCUCUGCUCCUUGGUGACCUACGCGCUGGUGGGCGCCGUGCUCUUCUCUGCCAUCGAGGGCGGCCAGGUCCUGGGGCCAGCAGAGGACCGAGAGUUUGAGGCGUUCUUGGGGGAGCUCUGCAGCAUCCUGGAAUGCAACAGAACAGCUGUGGAAGGCAAGAAACAGGACCUCCAGGAGCAUCUGCGCAAGAUGAAGCCCCAGUGGUUUAACAGGUCCGCAGACUGGUCCUUCCUGAGCUCGCUCUUUUUCUGCUGCACAGUGGUCAGCACCGUGGGUUACGGCCACAUCUACCCUGUCACCAGGCUCGGCAAGUACGUGUGCAUGCUCUAUGCUCUCUUUGGUAUCCCCCUGAUGUUCCUGGUCCUCACUGACACAGGUGACAUCCUGGCAACCAUCUUAUCCACAUCCUAUAAUCGAUUCCGAAAACUCUCUUUCUUCACCCAUCACCUCUCCAAGGGGUGCUCCCAAGUGCUGUGCGGGAGGAAGCCUGACCCCCGGCCUGCAGACGAAGCCAUCCCUCAGAUCACCAUCACCGCUGAAGAGCUCCCGGGCCCCACGCCCGGCAAGUGUCCUUCAGCCCCAAGCCGCAACACAGAGCUGUUUGAGAGAUUUCUCGCACAAGACAAACAUAACGCACUGCAACUGUCCCCGCAGGCCAUCGAGAGGAGUACCUCGUGUCCCGAACUGGUGUCGGGGAGACUCUCAUACUCCGUCAUCAGCAACCUGGAUGAGGUUGGCCAGCAGGUGGAGAGGCUGGACGUCCCUCUCCCCAUCAUUGCGCUCGUUGUUUUUGCCUACAUUUCCUGUGCAGCUGCCAUCCUCCCCUGCUGGGAGACGCAUCUGGACUUUGAGAGUGCCUUCUAUUUCUGCUUUGUCACGCUGACCACCAUUGGGUUUGGGGAUACCGUUUUAGAGCACCCUAACUUCUUCCUCUUCUUCUCCAUUUAUAUCAUCGUUGGAAUGGAGAUUGUGUUCAUUGCUUUUAAGUUGGUACAAAACAGACUGAUUCACAUCUACAAAAGCCUCAUGCUAUUCUUUGCAAAAGGGAAGUUUUACCACCUUGUUAAAAAAUGA